Eucalyptus grandis is the source of this 1682-nucleotide messenger RNA. Its product is annotated as WAT1-related protein At3g28050. The coding region runs from base 181 to 1239 and encodes 352 amino acids. Gene Ontology annotation, molecular function: transmembrane transporter activity. Lineage: Eukaryota; Viridiplantae; Streptophyta; Magnoliopsida; Myrtales; Myrtaceae. Gene Ontology annotation, cellular component: plasma membrane. The transcript has 7 exons. The record is from RefSeq and is a predicted model, not a curated record.
CAACGAUCCAUCAUCAUUCUCCAUCAUCAUUAAAGGAUAUAAGCAGCGGUUCUUCUGCUUUGAUGUGUCCUUGGAAUCCCAGAAAUAAUUGGAAGUGAAACCUCUGUUGCUCUGCGCGAUCGUGCCCAGAAAAUAUUGGGUGCAUCUCCUGCCUGUGAGCGUGGUCUCCGCGAGAGAGAGAUGGGAGGGAGAGACUGGUUUCACAGGGAGGUGGUUCCAUUUUCAGCUGUGAUCACCUCGGACAGCAUCUCAGUGGGCAUGACCACGCUGUUCAAAGCGGCGAACUCGAGAGGGAUGAGCUACUAUGUUUUCCUCGUCUAUGCUUAUUCGAUUGGUUCUCUUCUUCUCCUCCCUGCUCCCUUCUUCUCUCUCAAGUCAAGAGUGCUUCCUCCUCUCAGCUUCGUCAUACUUGCCAAAAUCGGGCUUCUUGGGCUCAUUGGGGGCUUUUCACAGAUUUUCGGCUAUGCUGGGAUCAGCAUGAGUUCUCCAACUCUGGGUUCAGCCAUCAGCAACCUCACUCCAGCUCUCACUUUCAUACUUGCCAUCCUUUUCAGGAUGGAGAAGGUGUCACUAAGCAGAAGAAGCAGUCAGGCUAAGAUCAUUGGGACUGUAAUGUCAAUUUCUGGUGCAUUGGUCAUCACUCUCUAUAAAGGCCUUCCGAUCACACACAGUCCGAAACCUUCUCUCUCACUUUAUCCACUUGUGCACUCAUCGAACUCAAAUUGGGUCGUUGGGGGGAUUCUCCUCACUGCUGACUAUAUUUUGGUCACUUUGUGGUACAUUCUUCUGAAACAGAUAAUGAAGGAUUAUCCAGCAGAGCUGACUGUAAUGUUCUUUUACAAUGUGAUCGUGACCUUCAUGAACACCAUUGUCUGUUUAGUAAUGGAACAUGAUAUGAGUGCUUGGAGAGUGCUAGGUAUAGGGCUGGCUUCAGUAAUAUGCUCGGGCAUCUUUGACCGAUGCUUAAACAACACCGUUCACACAUGGGCAAUCCGGUUGAAAGGCCCUUUCUAUGUAGCGAUGUUCAAGCCGUUGUCGAUUCCUGUGGCUGUUGCCAUGGGUGUCUUCUUUCUUAGAGACACACUUCAUCUUGGAAGUCUUAUAGGAGCGACCAUACUGGCCAUUGGGUUCUAUAUUGUAAUGUGGGGGAAGGGGAAGGAGGAAAUGGUUGAGGAGUCUGCGGAGAUUCGAUCGGAUUCAUCAUCCUUUCAAAAAGUCCCUCUACUGCGAGAACGCUAAGACAAAUGAAGAGUAGAACAGAUUUCCGCAGAGGGAUUGAAGGUAGGUGCUGCAUGGAAAUUUUGUGAUAAUAAUUAUCUCGACCUCAAUAAGCCUGCACAUAUAAUUGUUGGUGCCGCACUUAUCAUUGAUCUGAGUACGAAGGAAUCAAAUUAUGAUUGCCUAUCGAUCCCAAAAAACCAGAUCACUUGUUCAACCAUCGAGAGGUGUGGAUGAAGGGCAUCAGUCCAAGCACAAAGCCGAGCUAUGACGUAUGAAAAUAUUAAGUCUCUUGCUUCCAAUAUAGUCCAUUUCUAUCUGUACAAAAGACCCUAGUCAGUAGUUACAGAAAUAUGUUGCUUUUUAUGUGAAUGAAUUCUGCUAUAAAUGUAUUUCAAGGUGAAAAAAGGACGAUGAUGAUAAACGUUCUUUUCUCUGACUAUGGUAUGAACUAAGUGCACGCA